This is a messenger RNA of Hipposideros armiger (great roundleaf bat), 7911 nucleotides long. RefSeq names its product calcium voltage-gated channel subunit alpha1 F (gene CACNA1F). Gene Ontology annotation, cellular component: voltage-gated calcium channel complex; membrane. The record is from RefSeq and is a predicted model, not a curated record. Gene Ontology annotation, biological process: calcium ion import across plasma membrane. The transcript is spliced from 48 exons. Gene Ontology annotation, molecular function: high voltage-gated calcium channel activity. Lineage: Eukaryota; Metazoa; Chordata; Mammalia; Chiroptera; Hipposideridae. Bases 86 to 6049 code for a protein of 1987 amino acids.
GCCCCGCCCUGUGACCUUAAUCCUUCCAAAGCUGGGGGAAGAGAGGGGGGCUGUUUGCAGAUGACUCUUCAACCUCCAAAGAAGGAUGUCGGCAUCUGAAGGCGGGAAAGACAUCACCCCAGAGCCCAGUCCAACCAAUGGCUCAGGCCCUAGUCGCGAAUGGGGGCUGUGCCCUGGGCCCCCAGACUCAGGGGGUGAAAUCGGCAGGGCAUCGGGCUUGGGGACCCCUAAACGAAGGACUCAGCACAGUAAGCACAAGACAGUGGCAGUGGCCAGUGCCCAGCGGUCACCGCGGGCACUCUUCUGCCUCACCCUGGCCAACCCUCUGCGGCGGUCCUGCAUCAGCAUCGUGGAGUGGAAGCCCUUCGACAUCCUCAUCCUGUUAACCAUCUUUGCCAACUGCGUGGCCCUGGGGGUCUACAUCCCCUUCCCAGAAGACGACUCCAACACUGCCAACCACAACCUGGAGCAGGUGGAGUACGUAUUCCUGGUGAUUUUUACUGUGGAGACAGUGCUUAAGAUCGUGGCUUACGGGCUGGUGCUCCAUCCCAGCGCCUACAUCCGCAAUGGCUGGAACCUACUCGACUUCAUCAUCGUCGUGGUUGGGUUAUUCAGCGUGCUGCUGGAGCAGGGCCCCGGACGGCCCGGGGACGCUCCGCAUACCGGGGGGAAGCCAGGAGGCUUUGAUGUGAAGGCAUUGCGGGCAUUUCGGGUGCUGCGGCCACUGAGGCUGGUGUCUGGGGUCCCGAGCCUGCACAUAGUGCUCAAUUCCAUCAUGAAGGCGCUGGUGCCGCUGCUGCACAUCGCACUGCUAGUGCUCUUCGUCAUCAUCAUUUAUGCCAUCAUCGGACUCGAGCUGUUCCUCGGACGCAUGCACAAGACAUGCUACUUCCUGGGAUCUGACAUGGAAACCGAGGAGGACCCGUCGCCCUGUGCAUCUUCGGGCUCAGGGCGUGUGUGCACGCUGAACCAGACCGAGUGCCGCGGGCGCUGGGCAGGACCCAACGGAGGCAUCACCAACUUCGACAACUUCUUCUUCGCGAUGCUGACCGUCUUCCAGUGUGUCACCAUGGAAGGCUGGACCGAUGUGCUCUACUGGAUGCAGGAUGCCAUGGGGUAUGAGCUGCCCUGGGUGUAUUUCGUGAGUCUUGUUAUCUUUGGGUCCUUCUUCGUUCUCAACCUUGUACUUGGCGUCCUGAGUGGGGAGUUCUCCAAGGAGAGGGAAAAGGCAAAAGCGCGAGGCGAUUUCCAGAAGCUUCGAGAGAAGCAGCAGUUGGAGGAGGACCUGCGGGGCUACCUGGACUGGAUCACGCAAGCGGAGGAGCUGGACAUCGAAGACCCCUCAGCUGACGGCAACUUUGGUUCUGUGGCUGAAGAGGGCCGAGCUGGCCACCGGCCACAACUGGCAGAGCUGACCAAUAGGAGACGUGGACGUCUGCGUUGGUUCAGUCACUCCACCCGCUCCACACACUCCACCAGCAGCCAUGCCAGCCUCCCAGCCAGUGACACCGGUUCAAUGACAGAGACUCCAGGCGAUGAGGAAGAGGAGGAGGAGGCUUUGGCCGGUUGUACACGCUGCCUAAACAAGAUCAUGAGAACCAGGGUCUGCCGCCACCUUCGUCGAGCCAACCGGGGCCUUCGGGCAUGCUGUCGUCAGGCUGUGAAGUCCAAUGCCUGUUACUGGGCCGUGCUGCUGCUAGUCUUCCUCAACACGCUGACCAUCGCCUCAGAGCACCACGGGCAGCCCGUAUGGCUCACUCAGACCCAGGAGUAUGCCAACAAAGUGUUGCUCUGUCUGUUCACGGUGGAGAUGCUUCUCAAGUUGUAUGGUCUGGGCCCCUCCACCUAUGUUUCCUCCUUCUUCAACCGCUUUGACUGCUUUGUGGUCUGUGGGGGCAUCCUGGAGACCACCCUGGUGGAGGUGGGCGCCAUGCAGCCCCUGGGCAUCUCAGUGCUCCGAUGUGUGCGCCUCCUCAGGAUCUUUAAGGUCACCAGGCACUGGGCAUCUUUGAGCAAUUUGGUGGCGUCCCUGCUCAAUUCAAUGAAAUCCAUCGCAUCCUUGCUGCUUCUCCUCUUCCUCUUUAUCAUCAUCUUCUCCUUGCUUGGCAUGCAGCUGUUUGGGGGCAAGUUCAACUUUGACCAGACGCACACUAAGCGAAGCACUUUUGACACCUUCCCCCAGGCCCUCCUCACUGUCUUUCAGAUCCUGACAGGUGAGGACUGGAAUGUGGUCAUGUAUGAUGGUAUCAUGGCCUAUGGUGGCCCCUUCUUCCCAGGGAUGCUGGUGUGUGCCUACUUCAUCAUUCUCUUCAUCUGCGGCAACUACAUCCUGUUGAAUGUGUUUCUUGCCAUUGCUGUGGACAACCUGGCCAGCGGAGAUGCAGGCACUUCCAAGGACAAGUGCAGGGAGAAGAGCACUGAGGGGAAAUCACCACAGGAGAAUGGAGCAUUGGUGCCUGGUGGGGAGAAUGAGGAAGAGAAGGGUGCAAAGAAUGAAGGAGCAGGCAUGGAGGAGCAGGAGGAGGAGGAGGAGGAAGAGGAAGAGGAGGAGGAGGAGGAGGAAAGGGGUGCAGGACGUGUGGAACUCCUGCAGGAAGUUGUACCCAAGGAGAAGGUGGUGCCCAUCCCUGAGGGCACUGCCUUCUUCUGCCUCAGCCAAACCAACCCAUUGAGGAAGGCCUGCCACACCCUCAUCCACCAUCACGUCUUCACCAAUCUUAUCCUGGUGUUCAUCAUCCUCAGCAGUGUGUCCCUGGCCGCUGAGGACCCCAUCCGAGCUCACUCCUUCCGCAACCACAUUCUGGGGUACUUUGAUUAUGCCUUCACCUCCAUUUUCACUGUGGAGAUUCUACUAAAGAUGACAGUGUUUGGGGCCUUCCUGCACCGAGGCUCCUUCUGCCGUAGCUGGUUCAAUCUACUGGAUCUGCUGGUGGUCAGCGUGUCCCUCAUCUCUUUUGGCAUCCACUCCAGCGCCAUCUCGGUGGUGAAGAUUCUGCGAGUACUCCGAGUACUUCGGCCCCUUCGAGCCAUCAACCGGGCCAAGGGACUCAAGCAUGUGGUGCAGUGUGUGUUUGUGGCCAUCCGGACCAUCGGGAAUAUCAUGAUUGUAACCACACUCCUGCAAUUCAUGUUUGCCUGCAUUGGCGUGCAGCUCUUCAAGGGGAAAUUCUACAGUUGCACUGAUGAGGCCAAACACACCCCCCAAGAAUGCAAGGGCUUCUUCCUGGUCUAUCCUGAUGGAGAUGUGUCACGGCCCCUGGUCCGGGAGCGGCUCUGGGUCAACAGCGAUUUCAACUUUGACAAUGUCCUUUCAGCCAUGAUGGCUCUGUUCACUGUCUCCACCUUCGAAGGCUGGCCUGCGCUGCUAUACAAGGCCAUUGAUGCACAUGCAGAGAACGAGGGCCCCAUCUAUAAUUACCAUGUGGAGAUCUCAGUGUUCUUCAUUGUCUACAUCAUCAUCAUUGCAUUCUUCAUGAUGAACAUCUUUGUGGGCUUCGUCAUCAUCACUUUCCGUGCCCAGGGCGAGCAGGAGUACCAAAACUGUGAACUGGAUAAGAACCAGCGUCAGUGUGUGGAAUAUGCCCUCAAGGCCCAACCACUCCGCCGCUACAUCCCCAAGAACCCACAUCAGUAUCGCGUGUGGGCCACUGUGAACUCUGCUGCUUUUGAGUACCUCAUGUUCCUGCUCAUCCUGCUCAACACGGUUGCUCUAGCCAUGCAGCACUAUGAGCAGACUGCUCCCUUCAAUUAUGCCAUGGAUAUCCUCAACAUGGUCUUCACUGGCCUCUUCACUGUUGAGAUGGUGCUCAAAAUCACGGCCUUCAAACCCAAGCAUUACUUUGCCGAUGCCUGGAACACAUUUGAUGCUCUUAUUGUGGUGGGCAGCGUAGUGGACAUUGCCGUCACUGAAGUGAAUAAUGGUGGCCAUCUUGGCGAGAGCUCUGAGGACAGUUCCCGCAUUUCUAUUACCUUCUUUCGCCUCUUCCGAGUCAUGCGGCUGGUCAAGCUUCUCAGUAAGGGUGAAGGGAUCCGCACGUUGCUUUGGACAUUCAUCAAGUCCUUCCAGGCUUUGCCCUAUGUCGCUCUUCUCAUCGCAAUGAUAUUCUUCAUUUACGCAGUCAUUGGGAUGCAGAUGUUCGGCAAGGUGGCUCUUCAGGAUGGCACACAGAUCAACCGAAACAACAACUUCCAGACUUUUCCACAGGCUGUGUUACUUCUGUUCAGGUGUGCCACUGGUGAGGCAUGGCAGGAGAUAAUGCUUGCCACCCUUCCUGGGAAUCGGUGUGACCCCGAAUCUGACUUCGGUCCUGGCGAGGAGUUUACCUGUGGUAGCAAUUUCGCCAUCGCCUAUUUUAUCAGCUUCUUCAUGCUCUGUGCCUUCCUGAUCAUAAAUCUCUUUGUGGCUGUGAUCAUGGACAACUUUGAUUAUCUAACAAGAGAUUGGUCCAUCCUGGGCCCCCAUCACCUGGAUGAAUUCAAGAGGAUCUGGUCUGAGUAUGACCCUGGAGCCAAGGGCCGCAUCAAGCACCUGGAUGUGGUUGCCCUGCUGAGGCGCAUCCAGCCUCCCCUGGGAUUCGGGAAGCUGUGUCCACACCGAGUGGCCUGCAAGAGACUUGUGGCGAUGAACAUGCCCCUCAACUCAGAUGGGACGGUGACAUUCAACGCCACACUCUUUGCCCUGGUUCGGACAUCCCUGAAGAUCAAGACAGAAGGGAACCUGGAGCAAGCCAAUCAGGAGCUGCGGAUUGUCAUCAAAAAGAUCUGGAAGCGGAUGAAGCAGAAGCUGCUAGAUGAGGUCAUCCCCCUUGCUGACGAGGAAGAGGUCACUGUGGGCAAAUUCUACGCCACAUUUCUGAUCCAGGACUAUUUCCGCAAAUUCCGGCGGAGGAAAGAAAAGGGGCUACUAGGGACCGAGGCCGUCCCAAGCACCUCCUCGGCCCUUCAGGCUGGUCUGAGGAGCCUACAGGAUUUGGGUUCUGAGAUCCGGCAAGCCCUCACCUGUGACACAGAGGAAGAGGAGGAAGAGGGGAAAGAGGGAGAGGAGAAGGAAGAUAAGAAGGAUCCAGAAACAUACACAGCCCCAAUGGGUUCCCAGACCCCAUCUCGCCAGAGCUCGGUGAUUUCUGUGUCCCUGCCUGCUGGGAACAAACUCCAAGAUUCACUCUCCCUUGGGCCCAGUGAUGACGAAGGGGGAACUCCCAACUCCAGACAGUCCAGUGUGUCCCAGGCUGGAUCCCACGCCCACAGGAGGACCACUGGGGCUCCCAUUUUCACCAUUCCAGAAGAAGGACGUUUUCAUCCCGAAGAAACUGAAGGGCAGGAGGAGCAGGAUGAGGAAGAGGAAGUCCCUGGCGGGCUCUCUGACUAUGAUCAGCUCUCCUACUUAGAUGAGCAGGCAGAGACUCUCCCGCACCCCAGCCUUUUGCCACUUCACAGACCCCAGAAAUAUGUAGAGGGGCACCGUGCCACACGCCGCCGUCUGCUGCCCCCGACGCCUGCAGCCCCAGGUCGGAAGCCCUCUUUCACAAUCCAGUGUCUGCGGCGCCAGGGCAGUUGUGAUGAUUUGCCCAUCCCAGGCACAUAUCAUCGUGGGCGUAACUCAGGACACAGCAGGGCACAGGGUUCCUGGGCAACCCCUGCUCAACGGGGUCGGCUACUGUAUGCCCCACUGUUAUUGGUGGAAGAGGGUGCAGCAGGGGAGGGAUACCUCGGCAAAUCCAGCGGUCCACUGCGCACCUUUACCUGUCUGCACGUGCCUGGAACCCACUCAGACCCCAGCCAUGCCAAGAGAGGCAGUGCUGACAGCCUGGUGGAGGCUGUGCUCAUCUCCGAGGGCCUGGGCCUCUUUGCCCAAGACCCAUGCUUCGUGGCCCUGGCCAAGCAAGAGAUUGCAGAUGCAUGUCACCUGACACUGGACGAGAUGGACAGUGCAGCCAGUGACCUGCUGGCACAGAGGACCAGCUCAUUUUAUAGUGACGAGGAGUCUAUCCUCUCCCGCUUUGAUGAGGAAGACCUGGGAGAUGAGAUGGCCUGUGUCCAUGCCCUCUGAAUUCCCAUCCUCCCCACUACUCAAUAACCCUGCCUUCCCUUCCCCAGAGGGAGACAGGCAUGUACCACACCCUUGGAUUUUGGUGUCUUUGCACUGUGGGCCUAGUGCUUCCCAGGAGCCCCCAUCCAUCCAUCCCUCUGUUUCAGGGCUGAGCCACUGCCCACACAUGGGUAUUUCCAGAAACCAGGACAGCCAGGUCUGAUUCUUCAGCGUCAGUGAAGGAGGGAGGAGGAGGAGGAAGAGACAGCAGCCAAAAAAAGCUGGAGACAGAUUGGAGCUGGUGGGGGAGGGGGACGGUACUGGACAGACAUGGAGGAAAGAGGAGAGAGGGGAAUUGGAUGAGCAGUAAAGUCAGAGAUUCCACAAGGGGUCACUCAGGUCAGACUGAGGAAGGGCAAAUGGAUGGGAAGGAAAGAAUAAGGAAAUCCAGAGGAGAGUCCUGCCAGUAGAAAGGCCUAGAGGUUGGAAUAAGCCUAGUAUGUGAUGUGUCAGGCAGAGGGGUCCUCUGAUGGCAGUGGAAAUUUCAGGGAAGCUAAAUUGGGAUCACCCUGUCUCCCACCUCCCACCUUCUGCCUGGGAAAAUGAAAAUCUAAAUCCACUGGCAGAAGACAUGGGUGGCGGCAAAGGGUGUGGCUCCCAGCCCCGGGGAACACACUCAGGGUCACCUAGCUUUCCUGAGGUCAGCUGAGAGUCACCCACUCUCCUUCUACACAGAUCCCAGAGCUCCUCUUUCUGCUUCUUGCCUUACCUUUAGUCAUUGCCCAAACUUUAGGGUCUCACUCACUCAGCGAAUGUUUAUCAGGGACUUACUUUGUGCCAGGCACUCUUCUGGGUUUCCCUUAGAGAAAACUGAGCUGGCUUAGACAUGUGACAGGACUUGUCCAAAGUGGUAGUCAGUCCCACUCCACAGGAGUUGGAGGCACUGCUGGGAGUGACACGGGAUAGGGCCACCACUUGGGAAGGUAUGAUCUAGGGUCUCCUCUGAGCUCUCAGAGCAGGGGUUUCUCACUUGUAUAAUUUGUGUCAAUCAAUCCACUGAAAUUUGAGGAAAGCCAGAAUUGGAGACUGGAACGUAGAAUAUAGAGUUGCACUAGGCCUUGAAACAAAGGCGUGUUGUGGAUGGGCUACUCCAUUGUGUAUUGUGGGGACAACAAGUCAUGGAUAGGACAUAGAUAGUGAAAGGAGAUUUGAGGGAUGAGGUGGGAGAGGCCACCUGAGGCCAGAUGACGCUAAGCAUUUCAAUGCCAGGCCCCAAAACCUGGGACUUUUCCUAAAAUCAGUGGGAAUCCAUGGGAGGGAUUUCAGCAGGGUAGCGACAUAGUUAACUUUGCAUUUUAAACAGAUGCUCUGAUGGCUGUGCUGAAAACAGAAGGGAGGGGGAAGGGAUUGGAGAUGCUAAAAUUGGCAGGAACAAUGGUCGCCUUAGCCAGGGGAGGGGGCAGAGGAGAUGAUGAGAAGUGAGUGGAUUCCAGAGAUGUAUAAGAGGUAAAAUGAACCAUUUAUUUGGCCCUGUGCUAAAUGCAUUACAGUGAUUAUCUUGUUUAAUCUGCACAACAACCCUAUAGGUACCAUUUUAAGCCAUCUUACAUGUUCAAAGUCAUACAGGAAUAAAUAAAUAUUAGAGGUGGGAUUUAAACUCAAGCGAUUGAAUGUCAAGACCCAUGAUUUUCCCCCAGUAAGGCAAUAACUGGGAAGUAUCCAUUACAUAUUUAUGUGAAUUUGAGUGUGUGUGUUCUAAAAAAUAGGUAUACAUUCAGAUAAUUAAAAAUUCAAGAGGUACAAGGGAUAUACAAUGAAAAAUUUCCCUUCCCCCGGCAUUAUCAGAUAUGUGUGUUUUUUUUAAGAUUUUAUUGGGGAAUUAG